Molecule: messenger RNA, 1167 nt
Organism: Plenodomus lingam JN3
Lineage: Eukaryota; Fungi; Ascomycota; Dothideomycetes; Pleosporales; Leptosphaeriaceae
Source: RefSeq, a predicted model, not a curated record
AUGGUCACACGGAAACCGGGUACCCAGGCUGCACUAUCCAUAAGAACAUCCCCGACCUCCACCGCCUCGUCUCCCACCUCUUCGCUGGCCGAUUUUGACGACAUGGACGUCAAAAUGGCCCUGAGCGACACCCAACCCGCCCCUCUUACCGUGUCCAUACCCAAGAACAUCCAGAGCCCACACUACCGAAAGCCAAACCUGUCAGAGAUACUGGCCAACACCGCCCCUCCGCCCUACACGCUGACCUCGUUCAUGGCAUUCCUCUCGCAGAACCACUGCUUGGAGAAUCUUGAAUUCACAAUGGAUGCCUCACGUUACCGAAAACACUACUCCAAGAUGGUCAACCGCCAUCCAGGGAGCCCCAUCUCGCCGCUGUCAGAUGAAUGCGCCUAUGUCCUGAUGCUGUGGCGUCGCCUAAUUGACGCUUACAUUCGCGAAUCCGGUCCACGAGAGGUCAACCUGCCUGCUGAAGUCCGCGACAAUCUACUAAGCCUCUCUGAUUCUUACGUUCCACCGCACCCAUCCUCAUUGGAUGAGGCAGUGGCCAAGAUCUAUGAGCUCAUGGAAGAAAGUGUUCUGGUAUCUUUCCUCAACUCCGUCAGCCCUCAGAGCGCUCACCCGACUAUGAGCGUGGCGAGCUACGACAGCAUCUCACGAUCGUCGACUCGCAGCUACGAGGAGCGAAGCCAUGGUUCCCGCCACCAGCAACCCCAGUCGGCUUCGCACCAGCGAGCGUCCGCUCCCUCAUCUCUUACCACUGGCUUCAUGCAAGCCCGCCCCUUUUCACAUUCAAGGUUCCACUCUCAGCCUACCUCUACCGGCCCGCCAUUGGCGCCCCGCGUUACGUCGGGCUACACCAGUGGAAGUGAUGCAUUGACCGAUGAUACCGGCAGUACCGGCAGUCCAUCGGGCAUGAGCGAUCCCCUGACUCCCCCUGGUACGCCGCCUAUGAGCGACUACCCCAUGGGCGAUUUCCACCAGGUCUACCACGAAAAUGGUAGCCCAAGUGGCACGCCCAGUCCACGCCACAGCCGUGGUGAGCAUAAUGGCAUAGCCAGUGCGACCAGGGACAGCUGGAAACGAGUCAGUAGCAAGCUUUGGCCCAAGAAGAAGAGUGGUCAACUCCGAGAGGACGAACCCGGUGUUGUCGAGGGAGGACUGUUCUAG